Molecule: messenger RNA, 6663 nt
Organism: Oryctolagus cuniculus (rabbit)
Lineage: Eukaryota; Metazoa; Chordata; Mammalia; Lagomorpha; Leporidae
Source: RefSeq, a predicted model, not a curated record
GAUGCUCCCAUAUGGGAUGGGGCAUCGCAUGCAAUAGUUUAACCCAGGAGCCACAACAUCAACCCUGCAAAUUCUUUUUAGAAUCCUUGUAGUUGUUUAAAUAAUGAAUCAUUAACCCAGUGAGCACAAGUGAUCAGGAUGGGUAGGAAAGGGAAACUCCAGUGCGGGGGGUGGAUGGACCUCCGGAUGCUAAAUAAAUUCGAGCAAUGUUGACCAUAUUCUUCAAAAAUAUAAGCAGCCUAACAAAGAGGCUUGUGCAGAGUUUUGAUAACAUUCCUGGAGAAGGAUAGCUGUUCCCACUCCAAUCAAGUCUGUCCGUGGUCUUCAUGAGUAGAAUCACAAAGUUUGCCAAAGAGUACUGAUCUCUAUGCCAGAUGAGAUUAAAGGAUGGUUCAGUCUGUUAGAAUUCUGUUUGGUGAUCAGACCACUUCAAAACUGGUUUUCUACCACACCAGUCGUGAGGCUGCUGGCACUUGGGGUCAUCAGGCCUUGGAACAAUAGUGUCCCUUUUACUUUGAGACAAGUUUGGUGGAAAUGUAGAAUUUAGUGAGUGUAGAGAAGAGAUAGAGAUAAAGAGCCACUACUCAAACACAUAAGUGUAAAAUAUGUGAGAUGGGCUUCGGAUAUCUGAAACACAGAAUGUGGUCUUAAAAACUUGUUAAUUAAAGGAGUGAAGUUUGCCAGAUAUACAACAUCUUUCUACCCAUGUCAUUCAAAUUAGCAUUGAAGAUGAUCUUCUGACUUGAAAAACUACGAAUGAGCCACGCACAAAUGGUCAUUUUCAACUGGAAGAAAUGCCAUGCCCCUAUAAUGGACACAAUUAGAUGCUCAAUUAAUUUCUGUCUACCAAAGAAAGGAGGCUCACAAGUGAACAUCUAACUGAGGGGUCUCAUUUGCCUGUUUCAAUAGUCGGGCUGUUUUCUUCUUCCUUCAUUUCCUUGGUGGGCUAUUGUGUCACAAGAAUGCCUGCAUUAUCAGAUUCAAAAUUGAAUCCUAUGAUACUAUAGCCUGAGGAAAAGGAAGCAUUGAAUAUCAUUCCCAGUUUUAGGCCCAGAAGAUGCUUAGGAAAUGUCACUUUAUAUACACCACAUGCAACAUUAGUGCUUUUAAUUUCCUUUUUACGGGUGCAAUGGAGAUUAAUUUGCAUGCACUCAUUUCAAUUUCUGUAAUAAGAUCUGAAUUUUGCAUUAAGCUUUCCAACUCAAAAACAAACAGUUAAAAAGGACACAUCUCUUCUUUCAAAAGUUUUUAUUAUAGUUCUAUUUUGCAGUCCCUGCAUCUAAUAUUCAGUUAAAACCUUGAAAAUAUACAUGUAUACCCAUAGGUUCUAAUUUUUUAAUUUGUUAUUUUGUUUGUUAGCUGAUUCUCUAUGGAUUCUACCACGAAAUUCUUCAAUUUCAAAUGCUGCACAACCUGAAAAAACACUAGAACUAUCAAAAACAAUAACUACAUAUCCAGGAAGAAUAUUUAUCAUAUAAAAAAGGGGUCAAAAUGUGUCAACCAUGCUCAGGAACAUAAAACAAGUACUAGAUGCAAAGGGGCGUUUGUUUUAAAUAAGAAAUAGAAUUAGCUAGAUAUAUUUCGAAUUUCAGAGCAGCCUGUACAGCCCAAUAAACACAACACACUUACAGGACCUGUUAUUAAAACACUGAAAAAGCAUAAGGAAUUGUAAUCUCUGUGUUACCAAAGCUCAUGCUUAACACUAUGAACCAGUUGCAAAAUAACUCCACAUUGAGGGGUGCUAGAGGAGCCGAUAUGGUGCCCAUGGCAUCCUCCUAGUUGAAAGCAGAGGGCUAAACCCCCUUUCAAACAGGAGCGGGAGAAUGAUGGGGUCUGGCUCAGGCUUUAGGGCUAACGUUCAGGUCAUCUGAGAGAAGAGAAGGGCCAUCCCAUUCCUCAAGAAGAAUGGAUCCGUGGCCCGCUGUCUCCCACGAUGGGGCGGGGUGGCGGACACCCGGACGCCCGGCCACGGGGCCGACUUCUGCCCUCAGGCGCUGAUCCGGUGCACGGCACACACACCCCUCCACAGAGGCCCCAAUUCCUUGGCUUCUAUCCAAGGGUGCGACUCCAUGGGGGCCUGGGCUGCUGAGUUUCGGGGCGGGUUCCUGUCACUGAGCCUCUCACUCGGAGGGGAGGGGACUUGGCGCGCGUUUCCCCGACCACCUAGAGUCCCCGUUGCCCAUCUCCAAGGGGGCAUCACAGAACUGGUGGAGCAGGACCCUGGGCAGGCUCGGCCUUAACAGUGGUCCGGACUGCGAAACCAGUCGAUCAAUCAAUCAGGAGCGGUGAGGGCCUCGGGCAGUGGGCGGGGCAGUGCAGGGACAGAUGCUUGCCCGCGGCGUCAAUCAGGGCGUGACCCACUGGCGCCGGCAGGGGGUGGAGCCUAAGGCUAUUCAGGGUCAGGGUCUGCAGCCAGAGCGCUUGAGCCGCCAGGCACAGCACACCACCUGCACCCGCGGCCCUGCCACCCGAGGGCCCAGGAGCAGGCCAGCCCAGCGGCGCUCAGCAAGACCCCGGCGCCCCGCAUCCAGCCAGCCGCUGCCCCGAGCCAGUCCCCACAGCCAUGGAGGCAGAAUGGCCGCUGCAAGAGGUCAGGCGGCUGCACGCACGCCUGGCCGCCAGCACCAAGCCCCGGAAACUCCGCAAGUAUCUGAGAAGACUCUCGGCCCUGCCCAUGACCGCCGACCUUCUGGCACAGACCCGCGUGCGGAAGACCGUGAAGGGCUUGCGAAGACACGAGAUCGUGGGCAGCGUGGCCAGGGACCUGGCGGCCCGGUGGAAGAAGCUGACUCGCGUGCAGCCAAGCCCUGGGCGGGCCCAGCAAGGCUCGCCACCCAGCCACUCGCGAAAGCGGCCGUGGGCUGCUCUUGACGACGACGACGACAACGACGACGACGACGAGGAGCAAGCAGACAGAGGCACACCAGAAUCCGGGGCGGCCGUCGGCAGCCAGCCCGCCAAGCCUGCCCACGGACACAAAAGGCCCAGGAGGUUCUCCGAGCUCCAGCCGCGGACACUCGAGUCUCCUUCGCGCCCGCGCCCAGCCUUGCCGCGCUCUGCCCGCCCAGCCCAGGAGUCCCAGGAGUCCCAGGAGUCGGCGAACGCCUCCACUUGGCAGGAGGAGGACCCUGCACCUGCCGCGGGCCUCCGCCAGCUUGCAGAGAGGCCCGCGAGGGCCCAGCACCACGGCGCCGGCCCCCUGCCGGAAGAACACCGGGAAGAAGCCCAGGGCAAAGCGGCGCUGAGCCAAGGCCAGACCCUCAAGUCGACCCCCAGGGAGAACGGCCCGCUGAGGGCCAAGGCAGGGGAGGCGCCCCCCGCCUCCCUCAGCCAGCUCUCAUCCAGGGGCGUGUCCCGGGAGGAAAACUCCAGAGGCGGAGCCAAGGGGAACCCCCCAGCCUCGGGGGUCCCGGCGGAGCAGGCCUCAGGGCGCCCCCGCACUCAACUUUGGUCCCUCCCGCAGCUGGCUGCAGAUGAGCCCGGCAAGGCCAAGCGCAAAGACUCGCGGGCAAGCCGGGCAGAAAAGACCCGGCAACACCCCCAGAGCUUCCAGCUCGGAACCGGGCCAGAAGACCCGCGGCCCGGGCUGCAAGACAUCUCCACCCACGUCGAGGCCGCACACGGCCAACUGGCAGCUCCUACUUUGGCGAGCGCGUCAGGAGGCCUCCUCCCGCAGGCUGAGGAGCAACCCAGCGGCGGCGGGGAGGAGCUACCGCACCAGCCCAGUGUGUCCUUUGAAGCGUACCUGACCUACGACCAGCUGGAGAAGAAAAAGAGAAAGGCGGGGAGACCUUGGCCAGCAGAGCCCACAAGCCACGGUCCAGGAGUGGACUGGGUUCAGAAAGGCCCCGAGGUGACCCACAGCCAGCAAGGGAAGCUGCAGCCGGCUGGGGCCCAUGCGGCCAAGCUGGAAGACUCGGCCCCUGCCGCCGCGCCCAGCACCCAGGCCAGGGACGGUCCCUCUCACCGGAUGGCUUUCUGCCCACCCAGGAGAAAAGCGCCCUCUGCAGCCCAGCAGGAGGAAGACGCUGGAUGUGCGGGUCGCAGAGUCCAUCCGAAGACGCAAGUCUAUGCCGGUGCCAGGCACUCAACCCGAGGGAUGACGGAGAGCCAAAUGCGCAUCCCGGAACUGGAACCCAUCGCGUCCCCCUCUGCUGGGAGAGGAGUCCCUCACAGCCACCUGGGACCUCUGUUGGAGCAGCACAUGCCUGAAGAGCUACAGCGUGCAGAGAGAGACAACCCCGAACUCCCUGAAGAAACAGAUCCCUUAUGGAAAAGGCACUGUCACCGAGACUUUAAGGGUGAGAAACCGGCAGAGCAGGAGUCGUGGCGGCAGAUGUACCUGCGCCUUCAGAGCGCCCGAGAGCGGCACCUGCAAGAGCUCACGGCCGUCAUCCGAGCUACACACGCCAGCAAGCCCAAAGGCAGGCAGACCAAGAUGAUCCGUUUCCACGGGAUGCCCGGGCCUGCUGGGGAUGAUCCCGGGAGGCAGGACGCGCUGCCAACAGGAGGAGCGAGUGCCCCGCGUGCCCCGGGCCCCGCAGGAAGCGACCGGGCUCCCCGCAGCACCCAGCACAGCGACAGCAGCCUCUCUCCCCCUCCAGCGGACAGGCCAGCCCAGCUGGGCCCAAGCACAAGACUUGCUACCUGGGCGCCUGGGGGCAGCACCAGAAAGCAGGCGCCCAAGAAAAUUGCCCCUCUCAUGGCUAAAGCAAUGCGAGACUACAAGAAGACACUCUCCCGCAGGUGAACCCAGGACUCGCCGCGGACACAGAGGGGCGGCGAGUGGGGGAAGUCAAGGCAGUGUGCGUGGGGCCAGAGAACUCCAAAGAGAAACCACCGUCAGUCAGUCAGUCGCUCUGGGGGAACGGUGGGUGGGCUCUGAAUCCUGCCAGUUCAAAGCCUCUCCUGGGAUCCUGCCUGGGGGACACUCGGAUUCACAGGGUGGCAUGCCUUAGAUUCCACGAGGUGAUUAGGAUCAACUGUCCUCGAGUUAGUAACUGGUUCCUUUGUACAGUAUGAAAUGGUUGGAGUGAAUGUGUAUUCCUGGAUUGUGUAUUCAUGGACUAAUAAAGACAUAAAGCACUCAACCUGGACCUCUGUGUGUGUUUCUCUGUGUGUGUUUCUGUGUGUCUCACUGUCUGUGUGUGUGUGAUUUCUCCUGAGAGUAGAUUUGUCCUUCUCCUUCUUGGAAACAAUGCUGCUCUUUCGAGUCCUGGCUGCUCCACUUUCAAUGUGGAUCCCUGCUAAUGACCUGGAAAAAGCUGCAGAGGAUGGCCCAAGUGUUUGGGUCCCUGCAGCCACAUGGCACAUCUGGAGGAAGUGCCCAGCUCCAGGCUUCAGCCUGCUCCAGUGCUAGCCACUGCAGCCAACGGGGGAGUGACCGAGCAGAAGGAAGACUGCUGGGUCUCCGCCUACCUCAACUCGGACUUCCAGACAAAUAAGUAACAAUCUGAAAAAAGGAAGGAAGGAAGGACGGAAGGAAGGAAGGAAGGAAGGAAGGAAGGAAGGAAGAGAGAGAAAGAAAAGAAUGAAGAAAGGGAGGAGGAAAGGAGGAGGUAGGGAGGAGGAAGGCAGAAGGCACGAAGGCAGGAAGAAAAGAAAAAGUAUACUGUAUCUCUCUACAGUCCAAGUUCCAUUUUUCUGGUUCUAUCUUAUGAUGACCCCUUCUGUUUCUCUUCUCUUUGUGCAUCUGUUCUCCUGGAACUCCUGAAGCAUGUUUAGGCUUACCUCUUUUCAAGGUCUUGUCUCCUAAUCUCAUCUUCUUGGUCAUUUCUGGAAUGAUGGAUUUCUGCUGUCCCAGAGUGGUUGGUCACCUGCUCCUGUUUCUUAGCACUUUCUCAUCAGAUGCCAAGCUUGACAAGACCUGGAUUAGACUGUUUUCUGGAAAAGGUGCUGUGUAACGUUUGGGUUAUCAGAGAGAAGAGAAGGGCCAUCCCUUCCCUCAAGAAUGCAUCCGUGGCCUACUGUCUCCCACGAUAGGUCGGGGCAGAGGACACAUGGCAUGGGGCUGACUUCUGGCCUCAGGUGCUGAUCCUGGGGAUGGCACACAUGCCUUUCCACAGAGGCCCCAAUUCCUUGGCUUCUAUCUAAGGGUGUCAUUCCAUGGGGGCCUGGGUUGUUCAGUUUCAGGGUGGGUUCCCAUCACCUCAAACUCUUAGGGGAGUUGGCAGUCUUUUCUUUGUAUUUCAAGCUAGAUAGUGUCUGGGGGAUUUCUUCUAUUCAUUCAUGUCAUCAUAUGCAAUGACUUAUGCACUUUUUAUAUUUAUCCACUGAAAUUUUCAAGUAAGAGACUGCAUCUGGGGCCAGCCUUUGGUACCUUGUGUAAAGCUGCUACCUUAUUUUCUGGCAUUCCAAAUAUGCACCAGUUCAAACCUAAACCACCCUGAAAAAGGAUGGUUACAAAUGUAUCAGGGUGAUAAGAUAUACAAUUUUGCUAUUUAAAUGAAGAACUAACAAAAUUUAUUUUUUAGAAAAGAAAUGCAGUAAGGAUAUUGUAAUAAAUCCCAGUUACUGGCAUGGAUUGAGGCGUGGGAGGUGGGGAAUAGAAUGGCUGAGUAAGGAUGGGGAGUGGAGCAGUAUGAGGAGGGGUCUCUAUGAGUACCAAUGUGGCAUUAGCAUAGUGUUCCAGUUUACUAAUCAAUCUCUCUCUCUUCCCUGUCU